UUGGCAGUGUUACAUAUAAAACAGCCAUGAUAUGAAUAGUUGUGUUUAUACAAAAGGGACCAACAUAGAGAGUUUCACAAGGAGUUGACUGCAACAGCUCAGUUUCAACAAGAAAACUAGAAAACCAGAACACUACUGUAAACAGUUUGGUAUAAACCACGACAAAUUACCAGCGCUUGUUGGAUUUCUACGUGACCCUAAUCCUCUUCCGUAUCCUCGCCCACAUUCACUUUAACGACACACCCACCCUGCAAUGACGUUAGCAUUACAACCAGUCUCGCAUCAGAACCCUUUCCCUUGACGCUCAUAUCAGAACCGUUUCUUUUGACGUCGGUGACUUCUCCUUUCCAGUAAGACAUACGCCGAAUUUCCCCGUCUGACUGACAUUACAAACAACGUGUGAGAUCUGCACAAAUAUCAGGGCUCAUAGACGUUCGGCUUGGCUCUCCAGAUCAUGAUUGCCGUUUGUAGGACCACAGUCCUUGUCCUUCUUGGACUUGUCGUCUUUGCUCAAAGUCAAAAUGAAAACUGUUCCAAACCUGUGCCAGGGCCCAACAUGAAUUUGAAGGACAGCUUCAUUCUAUUAGAAACAUUUCCACAUGGUUCGAAGGUUUCCUUUGCCUGUGCUGUUGGUUACGUGACUGCUGGAGGGUCUCCUUCCAUUACCUGUACAUCUGGCACCUGGAGUCCUGUGAUGCUGAAAUGCGAGAGAUUUAACUGUGGUUCUGCUGGAGAAAUUCUAAAUGGAGAAGUUGACUAUCCUGAAGGGACUCAGUUUGGCGAUGUACUUGUGGCAUCCUGCAACACAGGUUAUAAUAUGAUUGGCAGAUCUAGAAUCACUUGUGGAGCCAGAGGGUGGACGGACAGGUUGCCUGAAUGUCAAGUGCAGGCUUGUGAUCCACCACCAGCAUUGGCAAAUGGAGAUUACACUCCUAAAGUGGAUGAAGUCUAUUUUUAUGGCAAUGUUAUAAGAUACAGCUGCAAUAAGGGUUUUGUACUUGAUGGAAGUGUAACGGCAGUUUGUUCAGAAAGUGGGCAGUUCGAUCCGAGGGAUCCUCCAAAAUGUACCUUUGUUGGAGAUGUUCAGUGUAAAGAUCCUGGAUCUUUGCAAAAUGGUGAGCGGACUGCAGGUUUUCAACCCCCCCAUGGAUACUUGUCCACUGUACAAUUCCAGUGCAAUUCUGGAUACAUCUUGAAUGGAUCUGGCAUCAUCACAUGUGGCUUGGAUGGCAACUGGUCACCUAGACCACAAUGUAUAAAGUCAACCCCAACCCCAACCACAACCACAACCACAACCAAGGCCACUCCCCCUAUCGUCCCUUCAAAGGAAACAACUGUGCCUUCUCCUGACACAACUCCACCACCUGACCAUGCAAACCACUUAAAGUGGGCUAUUCCGACUGUUCUAGGUAUCAUCAUUGUUGCAGUCAUCUGUUUAGUAGUUUACAAGAAAAAAAGAGGUUCACAGAGAGGCUACUCUGACAAGAAUGCGUCAAAAGAUGAAGGAGUUGCACUCUCGUAAGCGUCACAGUCCUGUUGGUCCAAGUUUGCUGGCUGUAAGGAUGACUUGAGAGGAACGUCAUGGAGAAAGUCUUCACAUGCGCCGAUACUCUCCGUGAGAUAUAUGCAUGUGGGCAAACGCCACUGAGAUUCAGAAACCUCCCAAAUUCAUCUCAAUACUCUGCUUAUGCUUCUAGUAGACAGUUGUUGAUACUAGACACUUUCAAUCACCUUUAAUUUCUCUACACUUAAGGUCAGCACCUUAACAGUCGUCUAAUCAUCAUGGAAUGAAAUUUCAUGUUUGUACAAGAAACUAUAGUUCAUCCAGUAUUAAUAGCAUCUGCUACUUCUACUGGUUUGUGAGUCGAAUAUGUAAAUAUGUUUUUGUGUUUGACCUUAAAUGCAGCAUUUCUGGUUAGUUCAAAACUGAAGUCUAAAAUCACACUGGAUAUAAUGGGCUAGUGUUUCAUAUCAAUUAUCACAGUUUGUGUACCUUGUUUAACUCAAAUAACUCAAACAAAUCUGGAGGAAUGCGUUAUUUUAAAUUCAACCAACGCCUGUGAAGGGAGAAGGAAGUGAGAUCCAAUCUUGUGCCUAAAAAUGAUUCAUGUUUUAGUAUUAUGAGUGUUUGAGGUUAAAUUGUUUGUAUGAAAUGUAACUCGCUUUGUCACAUUAGAGACAUUGUCUGUGGUUACAGUAAAGAUUUUCUGAAUGUGAAUUUUUUGCACAUGCUCUAUUUAUUUAAAUCCCAAAUUUCUUCUGAUUAGUACAUUGAUUUGAAAAUGUAUUUCGAAGGAAUCUUAAUGCUUUUGCAGUUGCACUAUCUUUUCAAAAUAAAGAAAAUUAACAUUGGAAA
Solea senegalensis (Senegalese sole) is the source of this 2356-nucleotide messenger RNA. Its product is annotated as membrane cofactor protein-like. The record is from RefSeq and is a predicted model, not a curated record. Lineage: Eukaryota; Metazoa; Chordata; Actinopteri; Pleuronectiformes; Soleidae. The coding region runs from base 455 to 1522 and encodes 355 amino acids. The transcript is spliced from 14 exons. Gene Ontology annotation, biological process: negative regulation of complement activation, classical pathway.